UUAUUUAUUUAUUUGAGGGUUAUCACUACAGAGAGAGGGAUAGACAGAAAAAAGGGCUUCCAUCUGCUGGUUCACCACCGAAAUGGCCUCAAUGCCUUCCUCUGGGCUGAUCUGAAGCCAGGAUUUAUCCGGGCCUCCCACAUGGGUGCAGGGGCCCAAGCCCUUGGGCCAUCUUCCACUGCUCUCCUAAGCGAUAAGCAGAGAGCUGAAUUGCAAGAGCAGCAGCUGGGACAUGAACCGGCUCCCACACGGGAUCCUGGCCCGACUGACAGAGGCUUCCCCUACAAAGCCAUAGCCGGGCCCCAUCUCCUUCUACUUUAAAUCAGAUGUGGAGAAAUCCUGCCUGAACCCCGUGCUCACAUUAAUGAGAUUGCAGGGAUGUGUGGGAAGGAUCCCUCCUCCAAUAGGGUGAAAACAACACCUGUGUCUUUUGUGCUUUUUCCACAUAAAUUCUUAGGUGCUUCUUCUGGUCAUAUGAAUAAUGUGCUUCCUAUUUUUGUGGGGAUUGCCUUGAAUUUGUAAAUUGCAUUGGAUAGAGUAGACAUUUUCAUCAUGUUAAUUCUUGUAAUCCGUGGACAUGGAUGUCUUUCUAGUGUUUGUGUCUGCUUCAGGUUCUUUCACUGGUGUUUCAUAAUAGUCAUGGUAGAGAAGACACUAAGAAAUGGACAAGUAGGAGUACUUUCUACAUGGCUUGGCAAACAUUUUAAUGAGAUGUAGGGGCAAAGCCUUGAGGCCUGUCUGUGUCUAGCACACAGUAACUGCUCAGUCACAUUAGUUCUUACCAGUCCAUCACCCUCUGCUCUUUCAGACUCUUCUUCCUUGUCUUAGACACAUGGAUAACUGUUCAUGGUGUGAUGGACCAUUCUACUCACAUAAGUUAAUGUUCCUCAAAUGAUUUAAAUGUUUAGUAUUAUUAAUAAUGUCUCAAGGAGCAUCAUCUACAUAUAUUUGGUAUGUCCCUUAUUAAUUGUGAAGAUACUUCUCCAGGUUGUAUCCUGUAAAGGGAAUUGCAAGAUCAAAGUUCUGGUACAUUCCUGAUGGUGCUGUUCUGGCCCCAUUGCCUGGCAAGAAGAUUUUCCCAUUCACAUUCACAGCCACUGAUGAGAAUGUUCUUUUCUAUACCCCCUUGCAGAAACUAGACAGCCCCUGUUACCUUCUGUUAACUUUUACCAGCACUUAACUCUUUAUUGUGAGAUUUUAUCAACUCAGAUUACACUCAAUAGGCCUGGAAAGGCUGCGAUCAAUGGGAUGGUCUGUGUUCUCUUGUAUUGGAUGACUGCUCUGUUCUGAGAUAAUCAGACAACAGCAGUGUGAGCACACGAGUCUUGCAUGGUGGACGACACUGCGUGUUGGGUUCCUGCAGUGUUCUGGAUUUUGUGUGUGAGGCCCUCAUUUCUCUGUCGCUCUUUCCUUUCUUUCUGCCUGCUUCCUUAUUCUUUCUUUCCACUGACUUGGGAUUGGUCUGCUCCUGUUUUACUAGGAUUUUUGAGAUACUUUGUUAGGUUAUUGGAAGUCCUUCUAAUUAUUUGAUGUAGGAACUUAAUCCCAUAACCUUUCCUCUGCAUACUACUUUUAGAAUUUCCUGUAGAUUCAGUGUGUUGUGCUUCCAUUUUAAUUAGUUUCAUGGAAUUUUGAAAUUUCCCUCUUGGUUUCUUAUCCAGCCUUUAUGUAUUUGCAUACCUUUGGGGGUUCUUGUGUUGUUGAUUUCUAGUAUUAUAGCAUCCAUGUUCCAUGUGCAGAUGAAAAGAAUGUGUAUUCUGCAGCUGUGGAGUGAAAUAUCUGUACUCAUCUGUUAUGGCCAUUUGGUCUGUAGUAGUUUCUCUCUGAUGCUUGUUAAUUUUUUUCCAGGUGAUCUCUUCCUGUCGAAGAAAGAUUCAAUGUGUUUGAAUUUCAUUGAAGAGGACUUUCACAUGCUGGUUGAACUUAUCACAAGCAGCAUUGCCUCGCAGAAAAGCUGGGUCCACAGAGGUCCAGAAUGAAUCUCUACUCUCCCUGACUCCAGGAGACAAAAAGAAGAACAUAGAUCUCCAUACAGAAAUGACCUCCAUGAGGUCUGACAAUCUCCACCAUUGCAGCAGAGGAGAAAACCUGAGGGAGAAUUCCAGAGGAGCAGUAAUAGCAGUGCUUUAUCUGAAGUCUACAAAACCCAGCAAUGCAUUCUUGGAAGACAAGAGCCAUGCUCGGCACAGGGAAGCUGGAGGUCAAAGCUCAUGGGGUGGCUCUCCUUCCAUCAGCUGUGGUGCUGAGACAACCUCUUAGUCUCUAUGGACCCCAGGUUCCUCAUCAGUGAGAUCCAGAACUGAGUCCACAUCCUGAGAACCCAGAACUGAAGGUGCAGAUGAAGGAAGAUGAGCAGCUCUCUGGGACGUGAGAAUGACCCAGAGAAUGACAAGUCCCUGUUGUCCUGCUGUGACACACCAUCAGCAUGGCAGGAUCCCACAGCCCUGCCUCAGAUCCCGAGGCAGAACUGAACGACCUCGAAUGCCAGCAAUUGCGAUCCCAGCUGGCAAAGAGCCAACAGGAUUGCUGGGAGCUCCAGGAGAAGUUUCUCAUAGCUGAGGCUACAAACUUUGCCCUGGCCAGGGAGCUGAAAAAAUACAAUUGUGAGAAGUUUAAAAACAUCAUUGAGUCCAUACUGACCAAGAAGCUCCACUUGGAGGAGCCGCUGGCAGAGAAGCCCACGGUCCCAGAGCUGCUCAGGCAUUGCCGUGGCAUCCUUGAAGAUCAGGACCAAGAACUUUCCCAGUUACGCCCAAAGGUCCAAAGGGGGAGAAAUCUAGCCCACAUCCUGCAGCAGUACCUGAAGGACGUGCUCACUGUGCAUGACCCUGAGACCUGUACGGGGCAGGGCUUCCGACGACUGCUCACUGAGGCUGUCCGGCUGUCAGCGUGCCUUGAGGACCUCCUUGGAGCAGAAAACAUUGAAGAGGAGGAAACACCAGCACAAGGACCUGUUGCUGACAGGGAGCUCUUGGAAGUGGAUGAAAUGGAAACCCCACAAAAUUCACAGCAGGAAACAUCUAUCACUGGUGCUGUUGACCACCUGCUAAGUGACUCCUGCCUGCCAGAGGGCACUGUGCAAAUGUCUCCUGAUGCUGAGGACACCCACAGUGUGCUAGGUCUAGAUGGGGAACAAGCUUGUUCACACAAGAAAGAAGAACCUGUCACCGUUCUCCCAGAAAAUCAAUAUCACGAAGUGGAGGUACAAGAGCAAGUUGUCACAUACACUUCCAGGGAGCUCCCAGAGGAGCAAGAGAAGGAAGACCCAGACGACUCGCUGGAUGAGUGCUACCUCACUCCCUCGAUUUUUCCGGUCAUUUCUGAGCUUGACCAUUCCACGUGGAGCAGCUGGUGCUCCCUGGAGCAUCAGGACAUGCUCUCUGCUCCAGAUGCAGGCGAAAAGGAACAUGACAAUGAUGAAGUGCAAGAGGAAGCACAAGCCCUGUCACACACCAGGUGAGUCUUAGGAACCCUGGGCAGCGAGCUUAGUGCUGAC
Molecule: messenger RNA, 3496 nt
Organism: Oryctolagus cuniculus (rabbit)
Lineage: Eukaryota; Metazoa; Chordata; Mammalia; Lagomorpha; Leporidae
Source: RefSeq, a predicted model, not a curated record